AUGUCCCCUUCCAAGGUCACAGUCCGCUCGGCCACGCCUUCAGACGUUGGCUCGAUCCUCUCUCUCAUCCACGAGCUCGCCAAGUACGAACGGGAACCAGCAUCAACCGUCGAAGCCACUGAGGACUCCUUACUCAACACCCUCCGCUUCACACCCCCCCACCCAACCUCCCAGAACCUCGCCUCCUGCCUAUUGGCUUUUGUCCCCUCCUCCCCCGAACCAGUCGGUUUUGCCCUCUACUUCACCAACUACUCAACCUGGCGUGGUCGUGGAGGCAUCUAUCUCGAGGACCUCUUUGUCAAGGAGUCUGCACGAGGACAGCGGAUCGGGAAGCGGCUCUUGGGCGAACUGGCAAGAGAGGUCGAAUUGAUGAAUGGAGGGCGGUUGGAAUGGUCAGUCUUGAAAUGGAAUGAGCCCAGCAUUCAGUUCUACCAGUCCUUGGGUGCGGUCGUGAUGGAUGAAUGGCAUACUAUGAGAGUCGAUGGCAAGGCACUUACAGAGCUUUCGAAGGUUGGCGAGGGCAUUGAAGGGAAGAGCACCACACUGUUGUAA
This is a messenger RNA of Linnemannia hyalina, 552 nucleotides long. The record is from the annotation of a GenBank genome assembly. NCBI's taxonomy places the organism in Eukaryota, Fungi, Mortierellomycota, Mortierellomycetes, Mortierellales, Mortierellaceae.